This is a messenger RNA of Rubroshorea leprosula, 2385 nucleotides long. The record is from the annotation of a GenBank genome assembly. NCBI's taxonomy places the organism in Eukaryota, Viridiplantae, Streptophyta, Magnoliopsida, Malvales, Dipterocarpaceae.
AUAAUUCUUUAUUAAAAAUAUUAAAUUUAAAGCCAUACGUUUCCAGAGACAACUUGUUUGUUCUGGAACCAACUACUGCUUACCUUCUUCUUCAAUCAAAAGGCUCAAAAUUACAUCAUAUUCUUCGCUUUUCUAUUGCUGAAUUUCUGGCAAUUCUUGUUUCUUCUAUCGGUUUUCAUGAUUGUAUCUCCGAACAUUUUACCGCUGAGGAAGCGGCGGCCGUCUGCCGGAGCCUUUGUUUCACCGAAAUUGACGGAUGUGAAACUAGUUGAAUCACUUCUCGAAUUAUCGCGGGAAGUCUCUUCUCUUGAGCCUCUUCGAUUCCUUCUGAAACGAAGGUCGGUUUCUAUUAUCCGCAAGUUGAAGCUCUUUGCGGUUUUCUUCGAAGAGAUUCUACGCAAUCCUGUCUCCUACUUUCCUCAUUCGGCGCUUCUCUGCUUUGAGGAAAUGUACAUAGUUUUCCAGAGGAUCAAGACGCUGCUUGAGGAUUGUUCUAACGGGAGCGAGAUGUGGUUGCUGAUGCAAGUCGAAUCGGCGGACAACAGUUUCCACGAUCUCACUCUGGAUUUGUGGACUCUCUUGGAUAUUUUUCCGGUUAAAAAUCUUGAUCUGAGCAAAGACGUGGAAGAGAUCGUCGCUUUGAUCAGAAAACAAAGCGCCGAAUCAAGAGCGGUCGUAGAUCAGAGAGACGCUAAACUCAGGUGCGAGGUGUUAACCAUGCUUGAUUGGAUCAGAAAGGGAAUCGCACCUGAAAAUUCAACGCUGAAGACAGUUUUCCAGAAUUUAGGAUUACGCGAUGGAAGCAGUUGCGGCGAAGAAAUCGAGAGACUCGAAGAGGAAAUUCAGAAUCAAAUCGAGGAAAAGGCCAAAUCAGAUAUUGUAACUUUGAUCAGUCUCGUCCGUUACGCGAAAUGCGUCCUGUUUGGAUCAUCAGCGCCGAAAUCUGAUAAUCAAAGACGAAAAACCGCUUCCAAGGAUGUUAAUAUCCCGGCGGAUUUCCGGUGUCCAAUAACACUGGAAUUGAUGCAGGAUCCGGUAGUGGUGGCAACAGGACAGACGUACGAUCGCGAAUCAAUCAAGCACUGGAUCGAAUCUGGUCACAACACGUGCCCAAAGACAGGUCAGAUCCUGGCCCACACCAGCCUAGUCCCCAACGGCGCCUUGAGGAAUUUAAUAGCAAUUUGGUGCCGGCAGCAGAAAAUCCCUUUUGAGACGGCAGCCGAUGAUGAGAAACCAAACUGCUUUAAAGUCAACAAGGCGGCGGUGGAGGCUACAAAAAUGACGGUGUCAUUUUUGGUGAAUAAACUCCCAACUUCAGAGCCAAUGGAGGUUACAAACGGUGUCGUUUACGAGCUUCGUGUUCUUGCCAAAACAGACUCCGAUAGCCGAACCUGCAUCGCCGAGGCUGGGGCGAUACCUAUGCUUGUUAGGUAUCUAGGUUCUGACGUAGGCUCGGAGCACCCGGAUCUCCAAGUCAAUGCUGUGACAACCAUCCUAAACCUAUCCAUUCUAGAAGGAAACAAAACGAGAAUCAUGGAAACUGACGGCGCUUUAAACGGCGUCAUCGAGGUGCUACGUUCAGGUGCCACUUGGGAGGCGAAGGGGAAUGCCGCCGCUACAAUAUUCAGCCUGUGCAGUGUGCAUGCGUACCGGAAAAAGUUAGGGAGGAAGACACGUGUCAUCAAUGGAUUGAUUGAUUUGGCGAAAGAUGGACCCAAAAGUUCCAAGAAGGAUGCCCUCGUGGCAAUUUCGAGUUUGGCGGGAGACAGGGAGGCGGUUGCGAAGUUAGUUGAUGGAGGGGUGGUGGACAUGGUGAAUCAGGUAAUUGUCAGUUUGCAGGAGGAGGCGGUGCCGAUACUCGAAUCGGUGGUGAAGAGAGGCGGAAUAGUGGCGGUGGCGGCUGCUUAUAACACUAUUAGGAAAUUGUCUGUGGCAUUGAGGCAAGGAUCGGAUAAUGUUAGGGAGAGCUCGGCGGCCGCUCUUGUUACAAUUUGUACGAAAGGGGGUUCAGAAAUGGUGGCGGAAUUGGCAGGGAUGCCGGGGAUUGAAAGGACUAUGUGGGAAUUGAUGGGAACAGGGACUGCGAGGGCUCGGCGGAAGGCAGCCACGUUGUUGAAGAUUCUACGGAGAUGGACCGACGGCUUGGAGGGUGUUGGUGUUACGGAAGGUUUCACCGUGGGUCCAUCUACAGCCAUAAUGUUGCAUGGUUAUUAGUUUUUCUUCCUUUUUUUUUUUUGGGUUAAAUUGUAAAUCUUUUACUUUUGUAAUUUGAUUACUUUAUUCUUCCAUGUGUAACUCGUGUAAAAUCAUGUCAGUAAGAUUUUCCAAUUCAACAAGGAAUCACCCAUAUAUCCCUCGUGGUUCACAUAAAAUUGUCAGAAACGU